AUGUCUGACGACUCGGAAUCUCGGCCCUUGCUCGCGGAAAGGUUCCAUGACACCACCUCUAGUAAUGACACCGAUGUUCAGAUCCAAGGGAGUUGCCUGGCAGACCGCCGGAGCGUGCUCUCCAUAGUUCUUCCCCUGGCUAUCGGUGUCUUCCUGACUGCGCUGGACACCACCAUCGUCGUGUCUUCAUAUGCGUCCAUUGGCAGCCAAUUCAACCAACUAGAAAAUACUAGUUGGAUUGCAAGUGGAUAUGUGCUUACGGUAACCAGUUUUCAACCUUUGUACGGGAAGUUGAGCGACAUCUUCGGACGCAAGCCAUGCUUGCUGACAGCCUACGUGUUCUUUGGCGUCGGAUGUUUGCUCUGUGGAGUUGCGAAAGACAUGUAUUGGUUAAUUGCUGCCCGAGCAAUGUCGGGCAUAGGCGGCGGAGGUAUAUUGACGGUUGGGUCCAUCAUAGUGUCUGAUGUAGUUCCAUUACGCUCAAGGGGUACCUGGCAAGGUAUUCUCAAUAUCAUCUUUGCUACUGGGCAAGUCACUGGCUCUCCGCUAGGCGGGGCUUUUGCCGAUAGUAUAGGCUGGAGAUGGGUGUUCCUCCUUCAAGUUCCCUUAACUGCAGCGGCCUUUUUGUCAGUCAGCCUGGUCCUGAAGCUUCCUACGAAAGCUUCGGAAGAGGACUUCUACUCCCGACUCAAGCGGGUGGAUUUUGCUGGUGCAGCGGCCCUCAUAUCCUCGAUCUUCUUCCUCCUGCUGGGUCUUGAUAGAGGCGGUAAUAUCGCCUGGUUAGACUCAGUUACAGUCUCUUGCCUCGUUAUAUCCCUCAUUUCAUUCUGCUUCCUCGCCAUCGUCGAGUUCAAGCUAGCUCGGGAACCCUUCGCACCGGCACGCAUCAUGCUGUCAUCGUCCCUCUCCAGCCCGUUUAUGUGCAACUUCUUUGGUACCAUGUCCUUCAUGUGUCUCUUCUACCAGCUACCCUUAUACUUCCAGGUGGUACAAAGUAUGACUGCCUCGCAAGCUGGCUUGGGACUGUUGCCCACUAUCUUUGCCGGGACGCUCGGUAGUUUGACCGGGGGGCUGAUCAUCCAGGCCACUGGAAAAUACUAUAUCCUCACUGUGUGCAUGUACGGCACAAUGUUGGUGGGAACGGUUCUCAUAGCGUUAAUCACCGGUCACAUUGGCUAUUCACUGGUUGGGAUUAUAGUUGGCACCGGUGUCACUACAACUCUAGUCGCCCUAAUAGCGAAUGCUGGGCCUCAAGACCAAGCUGUCGCGAUCGCCGUAUCGUACCUUUAUCGGUCUUUGGGCCAGGUGAUCGGGAUAUCAGUGGGCAGUACUCUUAUCCAGAACGAACUUCGACAUCUCUUGGGGCAACGCCUGACCGGGUAUGACCUGGAUGUGGAACAGGUUGCACGGCGAGUUCGAGAAUCUCUGGAAUACAUCAAUGGACUCGAUCCCGAGGUACGGGCGGUUGUGAGACAGUCAUAUGGCGAUGCUUUUCCUUUCGCCUUCUCUUUUUCGGUCGCUACGGCUGUAGCUGCGUUAUGCGCCGCCUUCUUUGUUAAGGAGAAGAGUCUUUCGAAACCACAUACAGCUUAA
Messenger RNA from Gloeophyllum trabeum ATCC 11539, 1593 nucleotides. RefSeq lists its product as uncharacterized. The record is from RefSeq and is a predicted model, not a curated record. NCBI's taxonomy places the organism in Eukaryota, Fungi, Basidiomycota, Agaricomycetes, Gloeophyllales, Gloeophyllaceae. Gene Ontology annotation, molecular function: basic amino acid transmembrane transporter activity. Gene Ontology annotation, cellular component: fungal-type vacuole membrane. Gene Ontology annotation, biological process: transmembrane transport; basic amino acid transport. The coding region runs from base 1 to 1593 and encodes 530 amino acids. The transcript is spliced from 10 exons.